Molecule: messenger RNA, 1417 nt
Organism: Oreochromis niloticus (Nile tilapia)
Lineage: Eukaryota; Metazoa; Chordata; Actinopteri; Cichliformes; Cichlidae
Product: CD209 antigen-like protein 2
Exons: 6
Coding region: 162-1064 (300 amino acids)
Source: RefSeq, a predicted model, not a curated record
AGAAGAAAAUGGAUGGAUGGAUGGACUUCCCUCUUUGUUUUUACAAACAGCAGAUUUCACUGGAACUGAUUGUUGAUGACCUCAGCAGUAGGCGUCACGAUCUGUGACAGAUUGUUGCUUAAAUGCACUGACAUAUGACUGAUUUAGACUGAACAGUGAGGAUGGAGGAGACAAAUGGUGGUUUUCAGACACUUGUCUAUGAAGACGAUUUGCACAAGGAAGAGUAUCCUCCUUACCAUCAGCCUAACAGGAUACAAGUGUCCAUGUUCACUAUGAGUCCUGGGAGACGCCACAGACUGGCUGCAGUGUGCCUGGCGCUUCUUGCUGCUGUUCUUCUGAUACUGAAUAUUGGCCUGGGGAUCCACUAUAACAAACUCACAGAUUCUCACCUCACCCUCGAUGAUACUGAACGCAUCAGCAAAGAGCUGGUCGACCUCCAGGACACUUACAAGACUGCAGUGGAAACCAUGAAGGAUGCCAGCAAGCAGGUGGACAGCGAGAUGAGCCGUCAGAUGCAAACCAACUGGGAGCUUGAACACCAGACAAAACGAAGCAAUGACUAUAAAAGUCAGAUGGAAAAAGUCACAAAGGAAAUCGAAACCAUGAGAUCAUACUUAUCAAUGCUUAGCGAUGGCUGCAAACACUGUCCUGCAGGAUGGAUUUUAAUGAACUCUGUAUGUUACUACUUCCCCUUGAAAUCAAAUGAAGUCAAAACAUGGAAGGAAUCCAGAGAUUUCUGUCAGCUGCAGGGAGGAGAUCUUAUAAUCAUAGACAGCCGAGACGAAGAGAACACAACAGUCAAUUACUUGAAAAAUUAUGAAGCUCAUACUGUGAUGCGCUUCUGGAUUGGACUGACAGACGUCCAUGAGGAAGGGACUUGGAAAUGGUGGGAUGGAACAUUACUUGCUGAAGGGUACUGGAACGAUGGAGAGCCGAAUGAUCACAACAAUGAGGACUGUGCAGCGUUGUAUCCCAAAGCAAACUUCUACAAGAGCUGGAACGACGUUAAAUGUGAUGCUCAAAUGAAAUGGAUUUGUGAAAAAGCACCAAAAUCACUGAGCUAAGAUUAAUGAAAUAAUGCAUCACAAUCCUACAUAAGCACAUGUUGCUAUCACACAAAUCUCUGUAAGCAUUUAAUAAACUAGAAAGUAAACCGCUGUUUUUUUCCUUGUGAGUACGCUGUAUUUAUCUACAGCAAUGCUACACUAAAAUGUUCAUUUAUAUUAUACACAGACUUACAGUGUUUUACAUUAUUAACACAAUGUUAUACCAUAUUGUCUGUUGAUGAACAUGUUAAUAAACACUUACAGCUGGUAACAAUUAAAUCUACAGCUUUAAUAUCAUGUUUCUGUUAGCAGCCUGUGUGCAAAGGAAAAGAUGAUAAAUACAGAUGCAAAGUCAUUGAUUAACGCAGCAA